Molecule: messenger RNA, 2870 nt
Organism: Talpa occidentalis (Iberian mole)
Lineage: Eukaryota; Metazoa; Chordata; Mammalia; Eulipotyphla; Talpidae
Gene: AMDHD1
Product: amidohydrolase domain containing 1
Exons: 9
Coding region: 1-1281 (426 amino acids)
Cellular component (GO): cytoplasm
Molecular function (GO): imidazolonepropionase activity
Source: RefSeq, a predicted model, not a curated record
AUGGCCGGCGGCCACCGCCUGCUGCUGGAGAACGCGCGGCAGGUGGUGCUGGUGUGCGCCCGCGGGGAGCGCUUCCUGGCGCGGGGCGCGCUGCGCAGCCUGGCGGUGCUGGAGGGCGCCAGCCUGGUGGUGGGCGCGGAUGGGUGUAUAAAGGCCAUCGGUCCUGCUGAUGCUAUCCAAAGACAGUUUGCUAAAGAAACUUUUGAAGAAAGAAUUGACUGUUCUGGGAAAUGCAUCUUGCCAGGUUUGGUGGAUGCACACACACAUCCAGUAUGGGCUGGAGAAAGAGUUCACGAGUUUGCUAUGAAGUUGGCAGGAGCCACGUACAUGGAUAUUCACCAGGCUGGCGGGGGGAUCAACUUCACGGUGGAGCGCACCCGCCAGGCCUCGGAGGAGGAGCUGUUCAGCUCCUUCCAGCAGCGGCUUCAGUGCAUGAUGCGGGCGGGCACCACGCUGGUGGAAUGCAAGAGCGGAUAUGGCCUCAACCUGGAGACAGAGCUCAAGAUGCUGCGGGUGAUUGAGCGAGCCCGGCGGGAGCUGGACAUUGGCAUCUCCUCCACUUACUGCGGGGCUCACUCAGUGCCAAAAGGAAAAACAGCCACUGAAGCUGCUGAUGACAUAGUCAAUAAUCACCUCCCAAAGCUGAAGGAACUUAGCAGAAAUGGGAACCUACACGUUGAUAACAUAGACGUGUUCUGUGAGAAAGGCGUCUUUGAUCUGGAUUCCACCAGAAGGAUUCUUCAGAGUGGAAAAGAUAUAGGAUUACAAAUUAAUUUUCAUGGGGAUGAACUCCACCCGAUGAAGGCUGCAGAGCUGGGGGCUGAAUUGGGAGCCCGGGCAAUCAGUCACCUGGAGGAAGUAAGUGAUGAGGGCAUCGCUGCCAUGGCAACGGCCAGGUGCUCUGCAGUCCUUCUGCCCACCACUGCCUACAUGCUGAGACUGAAACAGCCUCGAGCCAGGAAGAUGUUAGAUGAAGGUGUCAUCGUUGCUCUUGGCAGUGACUUCAACCCCAAUGCCUAUUGCUUUUCAAUGCCCAUGGUCAUGCAUCUGGCUUGUGUAAACAUGAGGAUGUCCAUGCCGGAGGCCUUGGCCGCUGCCACCAUCAAUGCAGCUUAUGCAUUGGGAAAAUCUCACACGCAUGGAUCUUUGGAAGUUGGCAAACAGGGUGAUCUCAUUAUCAUUAAUUCAUCCAGAUGGGAGCACUUGAUUUACCAGUUUGGAGGCCAUCAUGAAUUAAUUGAAUAUGUUAUAACUAAAGGAAAAGUCAUCUAUAAGAAAUGAUACAUCCUAAAGGAAAGAGAACACUGUGUAAAAGCAGUCCAAACAGUUAUCUUAAAGUUAAAAUAUUUUAUCAGAAUGAUGUCGCUUAAAUAUAGUUCAGUGUUUUGUUAAUCUACUUGAAAAACCCAAGGAAUUAAUGAGUUUUAAUUUAAUAUGUGUACCUAGACACAUAAACAGAUAAAUUGAUUGUGAUGAUAAUCUCCAAAUAUUAAGUUUUUUCACAAAGAUAUGUGAUACAGACUCUGAAGAUGAAAAUGAUGGAGCAUUAGAAAAAUGCAUUUUGGGGGAAAAGCAGAUUGGCAAUUAGGUAGAGAUGGUUUGAAAUUCCCAUUUGUUUCUGCUUUUCAAAUUUUAGCUUUUUAAACAAUAUUUAGUGAAAAUUGGGAGAGGGAGGGAAAUUCAAGCACUAUGCCCCAGAUUAAGCUAAAAUGUCACCUUUUGUAAUACACAAGUAGUUUUUCCUUUUCCCACAUAGUUUGUCUUAUUAGGUGCCCUUCAAAUACCCCAGGAUCCCCUGAGGAAGAGUGAACCUCUAUUUCUAAUUUCUUCACUACACUUGUCACAGAGCUUCACAGCAAAUUCCCAAGACCCAUCAUUUUAUGCAUGGGUGCAGUGGCCUUCUGUAAUGGGUACAUGUUCAUGAAAUCCAAGAAUUCAACUUUUUUGGAAAUUGCUUUUGAUUCUUCACUUUCAAAAUGUGUCACAAACAUGGUAUAGCUCUCAAUAAAUAUUUUAUCUACUAUUGUUUCCUUCCAGCUCAAAAACCUGAUCAGCAAUGUUGUCUAUUGGAACAUUUUAGGAAAUGAACAAAUUAUAGAUUUAUCCAUAAAGAAAAAGUGGGUGUUUAUUUACAUGCAGCCAUCUGAGUUGACUUGAAAUCUUUGAAAAUGUCUUCAUCAUCUUCAUGGUUAGAACUACAUUAGCUAACUGUCCUAUUUAUGAGGAAAUGACUUGAGAAGUAGGCAUUAGCUAUCCAAAUUCUCACCCAUCGCAGGUUAAUAGAGUCUGAAUCAGAGGGUUUAACUGAAUGCAGUAAAAGCCCAGUCACCAGCUCCCUCGUGGAGAGGGAAAGAGUAACAUUGUGUGGGGCAGCAGAAGCCAGAGGUGGCUGGAGCUCUGUCCCCGAUAAGUCUGGUGAAGGAGUCUUUGCCAAGAAGGGGUGUGUGAGGCACGUGGCUGCUGUGUGUGAUUUCUCUCUUAUGACUAAUCACCUAGCCCACGGAGGAGUUUGGGAUGCAAGGGAGAGCUAUAAAGGCCAACAAAAUGUAUUAGGUCUCUCCUGGAUCCUUGCACCUAUGGCUGAAGAAGGUGAAGCCCAUCCUGUUUUCUUGACCCUGGAGGGUAAUGACAGCAGAAGAGGAGAGCCACACAGAAUUGCCUUAGCACCUUUGCAUCUCCUGGGGGCUUGCGAGAAAUGUGGGAUCUUGGCCCCAUCCCAGACCUGCUGAAUCGGAGCCUGCAUGUUAACAACGAAUGGCUGCACAAACUUGCAGAUAGUCACAGUAACACCACUUUAGAAUACACUGAGCAGCCAAUCCAGGGACGCAAUAUUAAGGAAAAUCUUGCCUUGUGGCUUUGAAAGAGCAUGU